AUGUCCCGCAUAAGCUAUGUGGCUCCCUAUUUCAUGCCUAUAGUAUGCUCCAGCAAGCUGUGGAUCAGAAUCAUACUUUUUUUUAAUUUAUUGGGGCUUUUUACGCUGGCGUUUAGCUCCACACAACUGCUUUUAUCUGAAUAUGAUGAGGACACAAUGUUCAAGCCCAACGGCCAAGAUUACUUUAGAACAUCAUUGUUGGGUUUUUUUUCUCCUUUGGCGUUAUGCUUUCUCCGGGAUUUUGUACUCGGCUUGAACACCCGAGCAAUUCUGGUAAAUCUGUGUUUGGAUUUCCCACUAAAUGACUGGUUUGGCCUACUGAUCGUCUUUUCCCUCUCUUACCCACAACUACAAGAUGCUAGAAUAAAUGGUACGCUUGACGACACCUUAUGGCACAUCAUACCAAAACAAUCGGCGAUUUUUGGACUAUCGUGGUCAUUAUGCGAAUUUCUGCUAUGUCUCAUUCAAAACGCCCAGAAAUAUGAAGAAGUACCACCGCCUGGCUCGGCACGACGCCUAAACGAACCUCAGAUUUUGCAAGAAGAGGGCGAUUUGGCCCGUAAAAAUAUUACUUUGUCAAAAUGCAUAGACGUGAAACGAACUUCCUCGCUAAUAUCUGAAAAUGUAUAUUCCCACGAACGCCCGACCUUGGCUUCCAAUACCGCAGGCGAUGCCUCCUCGGGUACUUUUUUUGUGGACUUCAACGACAGUUCCAUGUCAUUACUUAGAGAUCCAGAACAAAGCGCUGGAUCCCACGCCAUACCCAGAUCAAGACGCCCUUCACUGUUUGACGGCACCAUCACAUACUUUCCGGAAAUAGCGUCGAAGAGAAGGUUCUUCAAAGAGCUCUUGCUCAUCAAUUUGCUGGUCAUCGAUAGCAUACUGCUGAUAGUGGGACACUCCUUUAUCAUAUCCAUCUACUUCAUCUACGUGCCGGAUCACAAUCGCCUCUUCGCUCCGGCGGUAAAAUUCUUUGGCUCUCGCACAUUUGGCUUUUUCAUACUAAGUGUUGUAUGGCCUCUCUCGAUGUGGAGCUUCCUAAUCAGCAUUUUCCUUUUUGUCUGGAAAGAUGCAGGCAUUGAAAUAUUGAACCCUCUGCACAAGACGAACAGUUCCUCUAGCUUGCAUAUUCACACUUCACGGCCCGAGAGCUUGCAGUAUAUCUCUUCAGAUCAGCUUUUUGUCGUGAACUCUAUAUAUACACAGGAUUUGCUGACCUCUGAUGAAGAUAACGAGCCUUUGAUUAUGCGCGUUUUCCGCAGAGGAAUGUCGUUGUGGCGUACGAUUUCCAGCCAUCACAGCUUUCCUAUCCUUGGUUUCACCGUGUGGUCACUUCUGGCGUUCUCCCUGGGCUGUGUGGCUACAAUUAAGCAGUAA
Messenger RNA from Lachancea lanzarotensis, 1377 nucleotides. RefSeq names its product LALA0S05e04280g1_1 (gene AIT1). The record is from RefSeq and is a predicted model, not a curated record. The coding region runs from base 1 to 1377 and encodes 458 amino acids. NCBI's taxonomy places the organism in Eukaryota, Fungi, Ascomycota, Saccharomycetes, Saccharomycetales, Saccharomycetaceae. The transcript has a single exon.